Tigriopus californicus is the source of this 1809-nucleotide messenger RNA. Its product is annotated as glycoprotein 3-alpha-L-fucosyltransferase A-like. Gene Ontology annotation, cellular component: membrane. Gene Ontology annotation, molecular function: alpha-(1->3)-fucosyltransferase activity. NCBI's taxonomy places the organism in Eukaryota, Metazoa, Arthropoda, Copepoda, Harpacticoida, Harpacticidae. The record is from RefSeq and is a predicted model, not a curated record. Bases 417 to 1658 code for a protein of 413 amino acids. The transcript is spliced from 3 exons.
ACACCCGUUAUGACAAUGGCGAACGUGAGAAUGUAAGCGAUAAUCAACAUGAGCUUCUCAAACCUCCGCACCCAAACCAUCGCCGCUUCUGACCCCGUAUCAAUGGCAGGAGGUUCGGCCUACCAUAAAACGCAGUUGAAGUGAAACGUCAUUGUACUCAGCAUUCACGGGGUGAACGACUUCCUACGGAACCACCAACCAUCGACCACUCUCGUGCAUGCGCUGCUACGUACGGCAUGUAUAAUAGUACUGAAUCUACCUACGUACGUAUAUGGUCAGCCGUACGUAGACACAUGCACCAUCGUUCGUUUCUCGGCAAGAAAGUGGACUUGAACAAUGCGGUGUUUUGAUUCGAAAAUAACGUUUUGGGAGAGGAGAGGUGCUGAGAAAGUCCGAGUGCUGGUCAGUUCUUCACCAUGAAGCCUGGAACAUGGUUCACGUCAGACACGAUCAAGAUCACUAUUUCAUUGGUGCUUCUCACCAAUGUAUUGUCAAUCGUCUAUUUCUUCACAUCCGAGUCCUCUCCGGGAGAUCGGGUCAUGGAACCAUCGGAGAGGUUGUCCCGCGGCGAGAGAUUUGUGUCAUCAUCCACUGAAGAUCGGGUGAUCCACAUCGUCAAGGAAAAAUCCUUCGAUUGGCACGAGCACGAGUUCCACACCGGAUUUGACGAGUGUCCGCAUUUUCGGAAUUGCCGGGUCCAAACCCAUUAUAUCACGAACCAAUCGGUUCCCCUCUCAAUCCCUCACAAGGGAGAUGCUGUUGUGUUCACAGUUCAAGCUGCCAAUUUGCAGAGGGAUCCCUCUUGGUGGACUAGAGCGGCGGACAAGCGUUCCAAAGACCUCGCGUGGGUUCUUUUUUCCCAACGAAAUCCUUAUGAGUUUCCGUUGAGCUUUAUGACCUUUCGGAAUUACGGGUUUAACUUUACCAUGACCUACAAGCCAAAUUCGGACAUCUUUACUCCGUUCAAUUUCUGGUUGUCUGAAGGCAAUCCCAGUCCACGGAUGGUUCGGAAAAACUUUGCCCAAGGCAAGACCCGGAAGGUCCUUUGGUUGAUUGAUGGUCCCUGUCACUCGAUUAAUAACCGAAUGAAGUAUGCCAAGGAUUUGAGCCAGAACAUUGCCUUGGAUAUCAUUGGUCAUUGCUAUGAUCAAAGCGGAAAGGUCCAUCAAGUGGACCACAGUACUCAUAACAACGAAGGCCGUCGCGGGGUCAUAAGCGAUUAUAAGUUCGUCUUGGCCUUUGAAGAGAUUAGUUGUCGUGAUUACGUCACGACAACUUACUUUGACGUCGCUCAAAUGCAAUCGGUUAUCCCUAUAGUGAUGGGUGCCCAAAAGGAGGCCUACGAAAUCUUGGGCCCCUUGGAUUCGUUCAUUCACAUUGACGAUUUCAAAGGCCCACAAGAGUUGGCCAAUUAUUUGCACGAAUUGGAUUUAAACGACCAUAAUUAUAACCAAUUCUUUCGUUUCGUGGACACUGGGGAGUUCCAGUUCCCGAUCACCACCAUGUGUCGACUGUGCGAUCACAUCAAUUACUUCAAAGAGUCGGGUUACCAACAGUUCUACACCAAGGAUCAAUUUGAAGAGUUCUGGACCUCGGACGAUUGCAAUUUGAACAGUCUGUUCCUGGGUGACGAUUCCAGUGGAAACAGUGUUCCAUAGAGUUUCGACUUGGACUGGGCAUUUUCACCCAAGGAUUCUGGUGUUCGAUUCGAAGUAAAUUUGAUGCUUUCAAAGCCUUGUCCGAUGUUGAACCUUCGGUCAGAUGUGAUAUUAUCUUGAUGCUAAGAAGAAUAAAUGAGUUGUACCGUUA